AUGUCUUCGUCGGCAGCAAAGUACUCCCUGUCAGGGAACUCGGCUCAGCCUGCCCAAGAUAGGCUAAAACGUCUGCAACUGAGUUUAAAGCAAUUGAGAGACCGAAAAGUUGACAAAGAACGAGGCGUGGCCAAGAGAAGCACCAGAAGCAGCUGUAACAACGUCAGCAUCAAUUCAGAUAGCCCAAGCACCACUGCCACACUUCACACAAUGUGCAAAGUCCAGAUCCCACUGAAUGUGACGAAACAGCAACUGCCAAAUCGUAGAUGGAAUCCGAGAUCACGCACUCCCAUCGCAGAUGCCUGGGCAAAGCCCAAGGCGCUGUUUGAUGCUAGCAAUAGACUGGAAAACAAUCCCUCCACAAGUGCCAACCAACGCCUUUUAAUGCUGCGCGAGACUCUGCAGCAGCAGCAACGAGAGGCGAGCAAUAAUUGCAACACACAGAGCAACAAGCUGCCAGCUGCAACAGUCACAAAGAAUGAUGAGGAGAUCGCUUUAUCAACUCCUAAAGACGAUGUGGAACCCAUGGACUUAGACUUCCCGGAAGAGGAGGCGGAAGAGCAAAAGGAAGAGCAGCAGGACAGCAGCUGCACAAUACUCGAUCUAAGUGUGAAGAAGAAUCGGAGUCAACCGGAAAGUAUAUCGGAUCUAACGCUACAAAGACUAUUGUGUACUGGACAGGAGCUGCCCGCACGCUGUGUCGACUAUAUGUACUUUGUGCUGGAUACGAAUGUGCUCAUGGAUAACCUUGACUUUGUGGAGGAUCUGUGCCGUGUGACACUGGGCGAGACAAAGGGCAGCAUGCUGUACAUACCAUAUAUAGUCAUCAAGGAGCUGGACAAGCUCAAGGACAGGCGCAGCGAUAACGAUCGCAAUCGCAAAUCGGCCAUACGAGCGAUCCACUAUCUGAACAAGAAGUUUGACGAGAGUCUCAAAAUUCAAGCCCAAUCUGCGCUGGAGGAAGCGACCCAUUUGAUCGAGGUGGACUGCCCGGAUGACAGCAUUGUGAACUGCUGCCUGCAGCUGCAGUCGCAGGUGCCGCACCUGAUGCUGCUGACCAACGACAACAAUUUGCGCCUCAAGGCCAAUGCCUCAGCUAUACAAGUCUCCUGCCGUUCCGAUUUGCUCCACGACUAUCGAUCACAGUUCGAAGCAUUGUCCUCGUCAUCCUAGCCCAGGAGCGUUUAGGACACGAGUCGAGGAAUGCGAUUGUGAUAGGAGUGUGGACUGAGCCACUGCACCGCUGACAACACGAAGUACAACUUAUACAUAUACAUAUAUGUAUAUAUAUCGACCAUUCACGAGUUAAUAGUCAUACGUAUAGAUAUUCAAAUAGGUUCUUAAAUAGACAUCACAGAUUUAUAUGCAAUAAACCUUGUACAA
Molecule: messenger RNA, 1383 nt
Organism: Drosophila navojoa
Lineage: Eukaryota; Metazoa; Arthropoda; Insecta; Diptera; Drosophilidae
Gene: Swt1
Product: Swt1 RNA endoribonuclease
Cellular component (GO): nucleus
Source: RefSeq, a predicted model, not a curated record